AUGAAUAAUUUAAUUAUUCGAAACUAUCGGGUUGUGUUGUUGCGAUGUUGUGGUUAUAUUUGUAAAGAUAAAGAUAAAUUAUGUAAAGUAUUUAGUGUUGGGGGACUUAAUCAAUUUACAAAAAAGAUAUUUUUAUUUAUAUGGAUUUUUAUUUUUUCGACUCUAGGUAGAGUGGGAUUAGUAAGCAGUGUGAAUUACUCGACGAAACUUGAAAAUAUGCGAGGUCAGGGCGAUGAAAAAAAUAUAAUUGGUUAUGAAGAACUUCUAGCCGAUCAAAAAAAUGAUAAGGUUCUGAUAAUUGAUGUUAGAGAGCAAAAAGAAAUUGAUGAGACUGGAAAAUUACCUGGAAGUAUUCAUAUACCCAUGGGAAAUGUUACACAAAUGUUAAAUCUGACCGAUGAAGAAUUUAAAAAUCAGUUUAACAAAUUAAAACCUGACAAGGAUACUAAAAUAGUAUUGAGUUGUAGGUCUGGAAUGAGAAGUGCUAAUGUACAACAGGAAUUAUUGAAACUUGGAUAUGAAAAUGCGUACAAUUAUAUUGGAGGUUGGUCUGAAUGGGAAACUAAACAAAAAUCAUAAUCUUUGUUACAUAAAAAU
This is a messenger RNA of Cotesia congregata, 597 nucleotides long. The record is from the annotation of a GenBank genome assembly. Lineage: Eukaryota; Metazoa; Arthropoda; Insecta; Hymenoptera; Braconidae.